Molecule: messenger RNA, 12371 nt
Organism: Delphinapterus leucas (beluga whale)
Lineage: Eukaryota; Metazoa; Chordata; Mammalia; Artiodactyla; Monodontidae
Source: RefSeq, a predicted model, not a curated record
GGCGGUGCGCCGUCUCCUCCCCGCUCGCCGCCCGGCCCCACCUCAGGCUUCCACUCUACCCACCCGCGGAACCGAGAGCCCGGUCCUUUUCCUGCUGCCGAGGACUGAGCGGCCCCGCGUGACAGCCAGCUGCUCCAGGCCCGGGUGGCUCCGGGGACGGUCGAGCGCCGGCAGCAGCUGGCCCUGGCCCCGGGUCUAGGCGUGGGUUCGGCCGCCGGGGCCGGUGGGAAGGGCCUAGCGCGGCCAGGCAUAUACUGGUUGGGCUCCAGCCAUGGAGAAACUCCAUGGGCAUGUGUCUACUCACCUGGACAUCCUCUCCUUGGAGAACCGGUGCCUGGCCACACUUCCUGACCUGAAGACGUUGGAGAAACCACAUGGGCGUGUGUCUACCCACCCAGACAUCCUCUCCUUGGAGAACCGGUGCCUGGCCACGCUUCCUGACCUGAAGACGUUGGAGAAACCACAUGGGCGUGUGUCUACCCACUCAGACAUCCUCUCCUUGGAGAACCGGUGCCUGGCCACGCUUCCUGACCUGAAGACGUUGGAGAAACCACAUGGGCGUGUGUCUACCCACUCAGACAUCCUCUCCUUGGAGAACCGGUGCCUAGCCACACUCCCCACUCUGAAGAGCACUGUGUCCACCAGCCCCUUAACCCAGAGUCUCCAGAUACCUCACAUGGUGCAGUCUGGCCUGUGCAGCCUGAGUGCCAGCAACCACCUGCUCUCUGAAUCUCCAGCUUCAAGGGCUCAGUGCUUCUCUGAGGGUCUAGGCCUUCUGACCUGCCCCAGGGUCUUGAAAACCAUCUCUACCACAGAGAGAGCUCAGGAAGCAGCUUUGGGUCGAUGGUCUUCUUCUGGAGAGAAAAAAUCAGAAGACAAGGAAUGGGCAGAGGCUCAAAUGCCUUUUUAUAGUCUAAGCUUGGGAGAGGCGGAGAAAGUGGAGCUGACCCUGAAGCUCACCCCUGGGGACUCUGAAUCCCAUCCUGAGCCUGCUGACCAGGCCCUUCAGGAAAAGAAGAUGGUUCUAAUGAGCUUUCUGUGUUCUACUCUGGUGUCAGACGUAAACACAAAUGAUGCAGCUUACUCUACCCAGGCUUUCCUCCUCCAAGUCUGUAGUGAACUUUCCCCCUUGGAGCCUGAAUUUAUACUCAAGGCAUCUCUGUACGCCAGGCGGCAGCUGAAUGUCCGGGAUGUGGCCAACAAAGUCUUGGCCAUUGCUGCCUUCUUGCCAGUCUGCCGCCCCUACCUGCGACGAUAUUUCUGUGCCAUUGUCCAGCUGCCUUCUGAUUGGAUCCAGGUAGCCAGGUUCUACCAGCUCCUGACUGGAGAAGAGGAGGACAGGCUGGUGCCCCUGCCUGCCUGCCUGCGUGCUGCGAUGACGGACAAAUUUGCCCAGUUUGAUGAGUACCAGCUGGCUAAGUAUAACCCUCGGAAGCACCGGGCCAAGAGGCGCCCCCGCCGGCCACCCCGCCCUCCAAAGGAGCAUACAUUUUCUGAGACACAGAAAUACUUGCCAAAGUUCAUUCGGCCUCUUCAAGAUGAACAGAGGAUGUUUGAGGCAACCUGCAGUGCAGUGUCAGAGAAAAAGAAUGAGCCAAGUUUCACCCUGAAGAAGUUGGUACAGAGACUGCACAUCCAUGAGCCUGCACAGCUUGUCCAGGCCCUCCUGGGCUGCAGAUACCCCUCCAACCUACAGGCCUUUUCUCGAAGUCGCCUCCCGGGGCCCUGGGAUUCUAGCAGAGCCGGGAAGCGGAUGAAGCUUGCUAAGCCAGAGACCUGGGAGCGAGAGCUGAGCUUGUCGGGGAACAAAGCUUCCGUCUGGGAGGAACUCAUCGACAGUGGGAAGCUUCCCUUCAUGGCCAUGCUUCGGAAUCUGCGCAACCUGCUGAGGGUUGGAAUCAGCACCCGCCACCACAAUCUUGUGCUCCAGAGACUCCAGCAUGCUAAGUCAGUGAUCAACAGUCGGCAGUUUCCAUUCAGAUUCCUUAAUGCUCAUGAUUCCAUCAAUGACUUUGAGGCUCAACUCGAAAAGAAAGAGUUGCCACUUCCUUCCAACACAAAACUGAUAAAGCGGAUAAUAAUUAAAAACACAAGAUAUGGCAAGAGGUGUGCCUAUUCCUGGCAGUUUUACAAACCAAGUCGUCGGGAACUUCGGGCAGCAAUGAUGAUCCCCGUGAUAUAUGAGCAGCUCAAGCGGAAGAAGCUGAAAAUACACAAGGCCAGACAGUGGAAAUAUGACUGUGCAAUGCUGGCUCAGUAUCGACAGGCCCUGGAGACAGCUGUGAACCUCUCCGUCAAACACAGCCUGCCCCCGCUGCCAGGCCGCACCCUCUUGGUCUAUCUGACAGAUGCUGAUGCAGACAGGAUCCUUCCCAAGAGCAACCCACAAGGGCCCCCUCUGAACUAUGUGCUGCUGUUGAUUGCAAUGAUGAUGACACGGACAGAGCAGGUGGAUCUCUUGCUGUGUGGAAGUGGCACUGUGAAGACUGCUGUGAUUAAGGCAGAGGAAGGUAUCCUGAAGACUGCCGCCAAACUCCAAGCUCAAGUCCAGGAGUCGGAUGAAAAGUGUGAAUGGUCCCUGCCUACUUUUGGGAAGCACUUGCUGUCCCUGGCUACCCAAAGGGUCCCUGUGGACAGGGUCAUCGUCUUUGGCCAGACUACAAAUGAGAAACUGAUAAAUGCAGCCAAACAGCUUUUCUGGCAACACGUGAAUCCCAAGUGCCUCUUUGUUGGUGUUCUUCUAAGAAGGACAGGUUACCUAUACACAGAUUUGAAUCCCAAUGACGUGACACUCUCAGGCUGCACUGAUGGGAUACUGAAGUUCAUUGCAGAGCGUGGGGCCUCCCGCCUUCUAGAACAUGUAGGCCAAAUGGACAAAAUAUUCAAGAUUCCACCGCCCCCAGGGAAGACAGAGGUCCAGUCUCUCCGGCCACUGGAAGAGAAUACUCCAAGCCCCUUGGCUCCUGUUUUCCAACGUGGAUGGCGCAGCGUCCGCCUUUUCAUUUCCUCCACUUUCCGGGACAUGCAUGGGGAACGGGACCUGCUGCUGAGGUCCCUGCUGCCAGCACUGCAGGCCCGAGCGGCCCCCCACUGCAUCAGCCUUCAUGCCAUCGACCUGCGCUGGGGCGUCACUGAGGAGGAGACCCGUCGGAACAGGCAGCUGGAAGUGUGCCUAGGGGAGGUGGAGAACUCGCAGCUGUUUGUGGGCAUCCUGGGCUCCCGCUAUGGCUAUGUUCCCCCCAACUACAGCCUCCCUGACCAUCCUCACUUCCUCUGGGCCCAGCAGUACCCUUCAGGUCGCUCUGUGACGGAGAUGGAGGUGAUGCAGUUCCUGAAUCGGGGCCUCCGCCUGCAGCCCUCUGCCCAGCCUCUCAUCUACUUCCGGGAUUCUAGCUUCCUCAGCUCUGUGCCAGAUGCCUGGAAGUCUGACUUUAUUUCUGAGUCUGAAGAGGCUGCCCAUCGGCUCUCAGAACUGAAGAGCUACCUGAGCAGACAGGAAGGGAUCACCUGUCGCAGAUACCACUGUAAGUGGGGUGAUGUAGCAGCUGGCCGGCCCUAUGUUGGGGAGCUGGAGACGUUUGGGCAGCUGGUUCUGCAGGACGUGUGGAACAUGAUCCAGAAGCUUUACCUACAGCCUGCGGCCCAGCUGGAGCAGCCAGUGCCCAUCCAAGAUGAUGACUUGGUCCAGGCCGCCUUUCAGCAGCUGAAGAACCCACCGAGCCCUGCCCGACCGCGCCUUCUUCAGGACACAGUGCAGAAGCUGAGGCGCCACCGGGGGAGGCUGAGCCUGGUGACCGGGCAGUUGGGACAGGGCAAGACCACCUUCCUGGCAUCUCUUGUGUCAGCCCUGCAAACUCCUGAUGGGGCCACGGUGGCCCCCUUAGUCUUCUUCCACUUUUCAGGGGCCCGCCCUGACCAGGGUCUUGUCCUCACCUUGCUCAGACGCCUCUGUGCCUAUCUGCAUAGCCAACUGCAAGAGCCAAGUGCCCUCCCCAGCACAUACCGGGGCCUGGUGUGGGAGCUACAGCAGAGGCUGCUCCCCAAGUCUGCUCAGUCCCUGAAAACUGGCCAGCCUCUGGUGCUGAUCAUUGAUGGGGCUGACAGGUUGGUGGACAAGCGUGGACGGCUGAUCUCGGACUGGAUCCCUAAGACCCUUCCCCGGUGGGUGCACCUGGUGCUGAGUGUGUCCAGUGAUUCCGGCCUGGGGGAGACACUCGAGCAGAGCCAAGGUGCCCACGUGGUGGCCCUGGGGCCUCUGGAGCCAUCUGCCCGGGCCCGGCUGGUGCGAGAGGAGCUGGCUCUGUACGGGAAGCGGUUGGAAGAGUCACCUUUCAACAACCAGAUGCAGCUGCUGCUGGUGAAGCGGGGCUCAACCCUGCCGUUCUACCUGCGCUUGGUCACUGAUCACCUGAGGCUCUUCACGCUCUUUGAGCAGGUGUCUGAGAGACUCCGGACCCUGCCCGCUACCGUCCCUCUGCUGCUGCAGCACAUCCUGGGCACCUUGGAACAAGAGCAUGGCCCUGAUGUCUUUCCCCAAGCCUUGGCCACUCUUGAGGUCACCCGCAGCGGUCUGACCGUGGACCAGUUGCAUGGAGUGUUGAGUGCCUGGCGGAUACUUCCCAGGGGGGCCAAGACCUGGGAAGAAGCAGUGGCUGCUGGUAACAGCGGGGACCCCUACCCCAUGGGUUCGUUUGCCUACCUCGUCCAGAGUCUGCGCAGUUUGCUAGGGGAGGGACCCCUGGAGCGCCCUGGUGCCCGGCUUUGCCUCCGUGAUGGGCCCCUGAGAACAGCCGCUAAAUGUCGCUAUGGGAAGAGGCCAGAGCUGGAGAAGACGGCACACAUCCUCAUCGCAGCUCAGCUCUGGAAGACGUGUGACCCUGAUGCCUCAGGUACCUUCCGAAGUUGCCCUCCUGAAGCUCUGGGAGACCUGCCUUAUCACCUGCUCCAGAGCGGGAACCGUGGCUUUCUUGCAAAGUUCCUUACCAGUCUCCACGUGGUGGCUGCACACCUGGAACUGGGUCUGAUGUCUCAGCUCCUGGAGGCCCAUGCCCUCUAUGCUUCCUCAGUCCCUGACAAGGAACAGAAGCUUCCUGAGGCUGAUGUUGCUGUAUUUCACACCUUCCUGAGGCAGCAGGCUUCAGUCCUCAGCCAGUACCCACUGCUCCUGCACCAGCAGGCAGCCAACCAGCCUCUGUACUCGCCCCUUUGCCGCCAGGCCCCCCAGCUCUCCCAGCGAUGGCACCUCCAGCGCAUGCUACGUUGGCUUAAUAAACCCCAGACCCUGAGGGGCCAGCAAAGCUCCAGCCUGUCCCUGGCAGUUUUCUCACCCCCCACAGCUGCGGCCUUCUCCCCCAAUGGGCAAAGAGCAGCUGUGGGCACUGCCAGUGGGACGGUUUACCUGUUGGACCUGAGAACCUGGCAGGAGGAGAGGUCUGUGGUGAGUGGCUGUGAUGGGGUCUCCUCUUGUUCGUUCCUCUCCGACAACGCCCUCUUUCUUACUGGCUUUGACGGGCUCCUGGAGCUCUGGGACCUGCAGCACGGCUGUCGGGUGCUCCAGAUCAAGGCUCACCAGUACCGGAUCACCGGCUGCUGCCUGAGCCCAGACGGCCGGCUUCUGGCCACCGUGUGCCUGGGGGGAGGCUUGAAGCUGUGGGACACGGUCCGCGGGCAGCUGGCCUCCCAGCACGCCUGUCCCAAGCCCCUCAACUGCAUCGCUUUCCACCCAGAGGGGCAGGUGAUAGCCAUUGGCAGCUGGGCUGGCAGUUCCAGCUUCUUCCAGGUGGAUGGGCUCCAAGUCACCAAGGAGCUGGGGGCCCCAGGAGCCUCUGUCCGUGCCUUGGCCUUCAGUGCGUCUGGGCGGGCUGUAGCUGUGGGCCGGCUGGACGGGAUGGUGGAGCUCUGGGUCUGGCAGGAGGGGACACGGCUGGCUGCCUUCCCUGCGCACCACGGCUUUGUUACUGCCGCCCUUUUCCUGCGUGCUGGAUGCCAGUUACUGACGGCUGGAGAGGAUGGCAAGGUUCAGGUGUGGUCCGGGUCUCUGGGUCGUCCCCGUGGGUGCCUAGGUUGCCCCUCUCUCUCUUCUGCCCUCUCCGUGGCCCUCAGCCCAGAUGGCGAUCAGGUGGCUGUUGGGUACCGAGCAGAUGGCAUUCGGAUCUACACAAUCUCUUCAGGUUCCCAGGGGGCUCAGUGUCAAGCGCUAGAUGUGGCAGUGUCUGCACUGGCCUGGCUCAGCCCUAAGGUGUUGGCGAGUGGUGCAGAAGAUGGGGCCCUGCAGGGCUGGCUGCUCCAGGGAGGCUCCCUUCAGUCCCUCUGGCUCUUGUCCACACACCGGAAGCCUGUGCUGGCACUGGCCACGUCCCAGGAACUCUUGGCUGCUGCCUCAGAGGACUUCACAGUGCGUCUGUGGCCAAGGCAGUUGCUGGCACUGCCACAAAAGACAGAAGACUUUCCCUGUGGCACUGAGCUCCGGGGACACGAGGGCCCCGUAAGCUGCUGUAGCUUCAGCACCGAUGGAUGCAGCCUGGCCACCGGGGGCAGGGAUCGGAGUCUGCUCUGCUGGGAUGUGAGGACACCCAAAGCCCCUGUUCUGAUUUGCUCCUUCUCUGCCUGUCACCGAGACUGGGUUACUGGCUGUGCCUGGACCAAAGACAACCUCCUGGUCUCCUGCUCCAGUGAUGGCUCUGUAGGGCUGUGGGACCCAGAGUCGAGACAGCAGCUUGGUCAGUUCCUGGGUCACCAGAGUGCCGCGAGCGCCGUGCUGGCCGUGGAGGGGCACGUGGUAUCUGUGGGCCGAGAUGGGACCUUGAAAGUGUGGGACCAUCAGGGUGUGGAGAUGACCAGCAUCCCUGCUCACUCAGGACCCAUCAGCCACUGUGCAGCUGCCCUGGAGCCCAGUGCAGCUGGCCAGCUGGGGUCAGAGCUUCUGGUGGUAACUGUGGGAUUGGAUGGGGCCACACGGUUGUGGAAUCCACUCUUGGUGUUUCAAACACACACCCUCCUGGGACACAGUGGCCCAGUCAGUGCAGCUGCUGUUUCAGAAACCUCAGGCCUCCUGCUGACUGCCUCAGAGGAUGGUUCCAUACAGCUCUGGCAGGUACCUGAAGAAGCAGAUGACACAUAUAUACCCAGGAGUCAUGCAGCCAUCACUGCUGUGGCCUGGGCCCCAGACGGUUCUAUAGCAGUGUCUGGGAAUCAAGCUGGGGAACUCACCCUGUGGCAGGAAGCUAAGGCUGUGGCCACAGCACAGGCUCCAGGCCGCAUCAGUGCUCUGAUCUGGUACUCAGCACACACCUUGAUUGUUGUCAGUGCUGAUGAAAAAGUCAGUGAGUGGCAAGUGGAACUGCAGAAGGGUUCAGCACCCAGAAAUUUCAGUCUUCACCUGAACCGAAUUCUGCAGGAGGACUUAGGGUUCCUGACAGGUGUAAGUCUGGUCCCUGACGGUCACUCCCUCAUCUUGGCCAAAGCAGAUUUGCAAUUACUGCACAUGAAGCCAGGUGAUGAGCCCUCUGUAAUCUGGAGAAGCUAUUCAGAAGAUCCUAUAAUGUUGUCCACCCACCAGGACUAUGGUGUGUUUGUCCUGCAGUCAAUGAACCUCAGAGUUCUUUCUUUCUCAAGCCAAAAGGAAUUAGGAGAGUUUUCAGAGUGCCCAGAAUUUGAUCUGAGCUUAGAGAAUCCUAAUAAGACCCUCAUAUCGGUAACUCAGGCCAAACCUGAAUCUGAGUCCUCAUUUUUGUGUGCCAGCUCUGAUGGGACGCUGUGGAACCUAGCUAGAUGCAAUGUUGAAGGAGAAUGGACCACAGAUAAUAUCUGGCAGGAAAAAGUAGAAAUGCCUGAAACCCGAACUCCAGAGACAGAUGCGUGUGUAUGUGCUGACACGUAUACCUGUCCAGCAGUCCCACAGCUAAAGACACGGCAGCGUAGAAAGAUUCACACAGGCUCUGUCACAGCCCUCCACGUGCUGCCUGAGUUGCUGGUGACAGCUUCAAAGGACAGAGAUGUUAAACUGUGGGAGAGACCCAGUAUGCAGCUCCUGGGCCUGUUCCGAUGUGAAGGGGCAGUGAGCUGCCUGGAACCUUGGCUGGGUCCUAACUCUGCCCUGCAGCUCGCAGUGGGAGACACACAGGGCAAUGUAUACUUUCUGUCCUGGGAAUGAAGAUCACUGCUCAGGGCAAAGAGACCGCUUGUGCUAGAGAUGCAAAGCCUGAAGACACCGGUGGCUACGUUCUUGAUACAAUUAUAUAAAUAAAAGGUGGGAAAAUCUCACAUGCAGUCCUGCCUGUGUUCUUAAUGUGGAUUUGGACCAAGAGGGAAGAAUAUGAAUGUUCUUAUGUUUCUUUUCUGAUUUAACAUUAAUCCUUACCAGAACUGCAAGAAAGUGAACCAGAUCUCCAGUAUUCUUUGAAAUUAUGCUUUAGAAUUCUUGUGUCAUUUUCUGGCCCCAGGACCGUAAGGUAUGACUCCUACCAGGAGGAGGAAUGAAAGUGAUGUUGACCAGCACUUAGUUUGAACAGAAAUCUGAAGACCUCUCACUUGUUCAAGGAAGAGGAAGAGAAGGAAGAAUGAGUCACUUGGGCCCUGGUUCAGGGUAUUUGGAAAGAACUGGGAUAGAACCAGGACAACGCUAGGUUCCUGUCACAGAAGCAGCCCCAUCUACUCAGAGCCAACUGCCCAGGUGAGAGGUGAGAAGCCAGGGCUCUGAGAGCAGAACGUGUCUUCUGGCUUUCACAGCCUCUGACAGGGCAAGCGGCAGCCACUUGACUUGGAAGCAUUAGUCAGUAUAGUAAUUUGCAUUCUUGGAGGAGAUCACAAAAGGGUAUCUCUCUCAAAUUGAAGUUCAUAAAGAUAAAAUGAGUUGAAAGGUGGAACAAUGCCUACACAUGGACUUGCUGUGGACUGUGACCCUCUUAAGUAAACUGUGACCCUCUUAUUUUCCUAUAAGUCUGUUUUAUGGGAGAGGAAGUUCCCUGAGGCCCUUUCUUUCUAAGGGUUAAGGAAGGGUUAAGGGUCUUCGGUGUCCAAGAAGUCAAGGACUUGUGUAUGAUAAGCCAGAGCUAUUACAGGAUUUUAUCCUGGGUUGGUAGGGUUCUCUCAGAGACAUAUCACUGCACUCUGGUCUAGAGUUUUCUGGAUUUAGGGAGUUGAGGGGUACUCAGUUUCAUUCUUACUUUGCCCUGAUUCCAGAUUUUAUGUGGAGAAAUCACCUGAAGGACUUUAUCUUAUUUCUACCAAUGCCUCAUAUUCUCUCUCAGCCUGAGGAUAAAGACAUAAGGAAUGCCAUCAGCUGAUAAGUUUUAAUCGUAGGUCAUGCUUCUAUCUUUUCUCCCAUGCCUCAUGCAGGGCUCUAAAUAUACCUUCUAGACUACCUGCUCUACAUGAACCUUGUGACUAGAAGUCCAAGUUAAGGUAAUUUGAAACUUAUGAUUCAUACUACUACCCAGAAAUGCUACAGAGAACCAUGGCACAGCAUCAUCCUGGAAGUCACUGGUUUCAAUCUUUUGCCUUUUGUUCCCCUGAAAGCAUGGGCCAAGGAAGGAGGAAGCCCUAGAUGUCUGUCUUCCAUGCUCUAAAAAUUCUACAAAGGCACCCCAGCAGAGGAAGGAGGAGUGGGGCUGGAGAAAGUAAAGCAUACCUUGCUCAGUAGACUCAGCUCUGUUUACCAGGUCCACCUGAAGGGUGUGAUCUUUCUUAUCUUGGAGAUAUAAUUGCUAUGAGUGAAGAACAGGUUCUAGGUAACAGUAAAUAUGUCCCCAAGGGAGUUGAAGGGAAAAUCAGUUUAGGUUUUACGUUAAAUAUUUUCUGAGUUCUUAUCAUUAAACAAUUUCAGUGUCUCCCAGUGCCUGGAUGAGUUCAAUUAUAGUCACUGGAUUAUAGGAUCAUAGGACAUUGGAACAGUCUUCUUCAACCCACAGAAGCACCUUUUUCAUGUGUCAGUUUUUAACAUCUGUUUUUACACAUCUGUGCAGUUUGGGUUUUUUUGUUUGUUUGUUUUGGCCAUGCCCUGCGGCUUGCAGGAUCUCAGUUCCCUGACCAGGGAAUGAACCUGGGCCACAGCAGUGAGAGCCCAGAAUCCUAACCACUCGGCCAUUGGGGAAGUCUCACCACAAUUUGUUUUUGAAAUCUAGAACAUAUCUAUUCAAAGCUUGGUUUGUGGGCUUCCCUGGUGGCGCAGUGGUUGAGAGUCCGCCUGCUGAUGCAGGGGACGCGGGUUCGUGCCCCGCUCUGGGAAGAUCCCACAUGCCGCGGAGCGGCUGGGCCCGUGAGCCAUGGCCGCUGAGCCUGCGCGUCCGGAGCCUGUGCUCCGCAACGGGAGAGGCCACGACACAAAAACAAAGUUUGGUUUGUGGACCAGUGCUGUUCCACAAAUUCUUGAUGGUUCAUUUUCCUGGUACUUCAUUUUUAUUAUAUUUUACGAAAGUAUUGUUCCAUGACAGGUCAGAAAUUUGUUUUAACAAGACUGCUUCCCUUUCCCCAUCUGUAAAAUAGGCAUAAUAAUAUUGCCUAUUUUUUAGGGAUGUUGUGAGGAUUAAAUGAGUUAAAACAUGUGAAACACUUAGAACAGUAGUUGACACUUACAUGGUAAAUGUUCAGGAAGUGCUUGACUGUUCUUUUCCUUAUCCACUAGUGCAAGUAUCACCUUGUUAUUCUUUCUCAAAAAUGUCUUGGUUAUUGGUAUAUAUUUAAUCAGAUGAAAUCUGGACUCAAUUUUUCAUUUAAAAAAUAUAUAUAUGGGGAACUGAUAGAAUUUUUAAAAAAGAAAAAAACCCCACUUGUUGGCUGUAAAUCUACCUGGAAAUAAAACACAUUACUUCCACUCAUAUUUUAUAUAUGUGAGCAAAGCAAGUCACACGGCUCUGCCUAUUGUCAAAGCGGAGGGAAGUGUCAUCCUACCAUGUAUCUGGAAGAACUAGGAACCAGAUACACAGUUAUACCCUCAAAGAACCUGUGUUGAUGCUUUUCCAGUAGAAUGGCUCUUAGUCCUUUUUUUAAAAAGAUCAGUUAAGAUUUACACAGAAUAUUCCCACAUACCCUUCUUCACCCAGCUUCCUCUAGUGUUAACAUUUUACAUAACCAAAAAAUUAACAUUGAUACAAUAUUAUUAACUACAUAUGUGAUUCGAUUUCCUCAGUUUUUCCACUAAUAUCUUCAUUUUGUUCCAGGUUCAAUCCAGAAUACCACAUUGCAUUUAGUCAUUAUGACACCUUAAUCCUUCAACUGUGACCCUGUCUCAGACUUUCCAUAGUCUUGACAUUCUUGGAGAUUUCUGGUCAGGUGUUUUGUAGAAUAUCCCUCAGUUUGGCUUUGUCUGCUGUCUUCUCAUGAACAGACUGAAAUUAUAAAUUUAAAGGAAGAAUACAAGAGAUGAUGUGCCCUUCUUGUUACAUCAUAUCAAAAGCAAUGAUAUCAACAUGACUUAUUACUAGUGGUGUUAACCUUGAUCACUUGUAAGGUUGACGCGAUGUUUGCCAGGUUUUUCUUACUGUACCUUCUCCAUAUUGUUUGUUAGAAGCAAGUCAUUAAGUCUAGCUCACACUCAAGGGGAAGGGGAUUAAGCCUCUAAGAGGGAGAUAUAGCAAAGAAUUUGUGGUAAUCACCACAAAAUCAAUAAAUUUAGAGGUAAGUUUUUUUAGACUAUGCAAAUAUUCUAUUUUCACUGACUUUUUAAUAUUCAUGCAUCAAUCUUGCCUGAGCAAUUAUGACUGUGAUUUUCUAAUGAUGAUUUUCUAUUUCCCUCAGCCCUUCUAUAUUAAUUGAAAUUCUAAAGGGAAUGUUUAUCCCCUCUUCCCCACUUAUUUAUAUAUUGAGUCAUUCACAUAUCAGUAUGGACUCAUGAAUAUCUAUUUUACUGUUUGGGAGCCUGUUGCAUUUUAUUACUUAAACUUCAUAGUAUGUAUAUUUCAAUGCAACUUUUUUGGCCACUAUUUAUAAAGGAAAAAUAUAUAUCACAAAAAUUCAGUAUAGCAUUUUUAAUUGAGAUAUAAUUCAUUUUCACCUUUUUUUUUUUUUUUUUCUGGCUACACUGCACAGCAUGCGGGAUCUUAGUUCCCUGACCAGGGAUCAAACCCGUUCCCCCUUCCCCGGAGCCUUAAGCACUGGACUAGUGGUGUUAGGGGAGUCCUGUUUUUCACCCUAUAAUUCAGUGGUUUUUAGUAUAUUCCAACACUGCAACUAUCACUGUUAAUUCCAGAACAUUUUUAUUACCUCCAAAGAAACAUUGUACCGAAUCACCCCCCUCUCACCCCUUCCUCCAGCCACUGGCAAUUGCUAAUCUACUUUUCAUCUCUAUGGAUUUGCCUAUUCAAGACAUUUUAUAUAAAUGGAAUCAUACAAUAUGUGGCCUUUUGUGUGGCUUUCACUUAGCAUGUUUUCAAGGU